AUGGGGCUGUCUUUCACGAAGCUUUUCAGUCGGCUCUUUGCCAAGAAGGAGAUGCGUAUUCUGAUGGUGGGUCUCGAUGCGGCUGGUAAGACCACCAUUCUCUACAAGCUCAAGCUCGGCGAGAUCGUCACCACCAUUCCCACCAUUGGAUUCAAUGUGGAGACUGUGGAAUACAAGAACAUUAGCUUUACUGUCUGGGAUGUUGGGGGUCAGGACAAGAUCCGACCUUUGUGGAGGCAUUACUUCCAAAACACACAAGGACUUAUCUUUGUGGUUGAUAGUAAUGAUCGUGACCGUGUCGUUGAAGCCAGGGAUGAGCUGCACAGGAUGUUGAAUGAGGAUGAGUUAAGGGAGGCUGUCCUGCUUGUAUUUGCAAAUAAGCAAGAUCUUCCAAAUGCCAUGAAUGCUGCCGAAAUUACUGAUAAGCUUGGCCUUCACUCCCUCCGUCAACGCCACUGGUAUAUCCAGAGUACAUGUGCCACAUCUGGUGAAGGACUGUACGAGGGACUUGACUGGCUUUCAAACAAUAUUGCAAACAAGGCAUAG
Prunus armeniaca (apricot) is the source of this 546-nucleotide messenger RNA. Lineage: Eukaryota; Viridiplantae; Streptophyta; Magnoliopsida; Rosales; Rosaceae. The record is from the annotation of a GenBank genome assembly.